AUGGAUCCAUUAGCACUAAAUGAGCUCGAUGAUAAACGCAUAAAAAACAUAAGGCCAUUAAUUCAACCUCAAAUUUUAAUGGAAGACUUUCCACUUACCUUCCAAGCAGCACAAAGUGUCAUACUUGGUCGUUCUGCUGCUGAAGGCAUCAUAAAAGGUCACGACGACCGACUUCUUGUAAUAGUUGGUCCUUGUUCAGUUCAUGAUGUUCAUGCUGCUCUCGAAUAUGCUGAAAGAUUAAAAGACUAUUCAGCUAGUGCAAGUAGUGAACUAGCUAUUAUUAUGCGAGUUUAUUUCGAAAAACCAAGAACUACAGUAGGAUGGAAAGGACUGAUAAAUGAUCCUGACUUAAAUAACAGUUUUCAAAUAAAUAAAGGUUUACGAGUUGCACGAAAUUUAUUAUUAGAUAUAAAUCAAAUGGGAGUUCCAUGCGGAUGUGAAUUCCUUGAUACAAUCACACCACAAUACAUUGCAGAUCUAGUUUCCUGGGGUGCUAUUGGUGCAAGAACUACCGAAUCACAAGUGCAUCGCGAAUUAGCUUCAGGUUUAUCUGCACCUGUUGGUUUCAAAAAUGGCACUGAUGGAAAUAUAGGUGUAGCUGUUGACGCUAUCAAAGCUGCUAGUGCUAAACACAAUUUCUUAUCGGUUACAAAACAGGGAAUAAGCGCAAUAGUGGAAACAGAGGGAAACGAUUCUUGUCAUGUAAUUUUAAGAGGUGGUAUAAGUGGACCUAAUUAUUCGGCUGAGAAUAUAACAAAUGUUGUAUCUAAAUUAGAAGCUGCAAAACUCGUUUCACGUAUAAUGAUUGACUGUAGUCACGGUAAUAGCCAAAAGGUGUUCAGCAAACAAGUAGAUGUAGCUAAAGAUAUUGUUGAACAACUUAAAACUUCACCUACAGGAUUCAAUAUAAUGGGCGUAAUGAUUGAAAGUAACUUGGUAGAAGGAAAUCAAGGCAUUCCACCAGAUGGGGGUGCAAAUCUUAUUUAUGGUCAAUCAGUAACAGAUGCAUGUAUUGGUUGGGAAACUACAGUUCAAGUUUUGGAUCUAUUGCGUGAAGGUGUCCGUGCUAGAAGGCAACGUAAUGGUAAAGCUGUAAAUGGAACUGGUAAAGUUGUAAAUGGAAUUAGUAAAGCUGUAAAUGGAAUUAGUAAAGGUGUAAAUGGAACUGGUAAAAUUAUAAAUGGAAUAGUUUAA
Molecule: messenger RNA, 1194 nt
Organism: Entrophospora candida
Lineage: Eukaryota; Fungi; Glomeromycota; Glomeromycetes; Entrophosporales; Entrophosporaceae
Source: the annotation of a GenBank genome assembly